Messenger RNA from Toxorhynchites rutilus septentrionalis, 2784 nucleotides. RefSeq names its product zinc finger protein 540-like. Bases 457 to 2706 code for a protein of 749 amino acids. Gene Ontology annotation, molecular function: zinc ion binding. The record is from RefSeq and is a predicted model, not a curated record. The transcript is spliced from 6 exons. NCBI's taxonomy places the organism in Eukaryota, Metazoa, Arthropoda, Insecta, Diptera, Culicidae. Gene Ontology annotation, cellular component: nucleus.
UGUGGGUGGUUUGUUUACGAAAUGAAACUAGACUCAAAAGCUCAAAAUCUGAAUGAAAAUUUGUACAGAUUUGUGUAUUCUAUGCAAUAGAGUAACAUAGUUUUACAAAAAAAACUGAUGGUGCUGAAUGGUGAUAAAAAAUUGAACGAAAAUUGUGUCUAAUAAAAGUUUAAUAUUAAAGAGACCCUUAAUAUCAGUAAUAUUAUGGAAGAAUGGUUGAUUAAAUGCCAGGAUUGCGUGUUUUGACUAGCCAAAUAACAUUAAAUGAAGACUUCCAUUGAAAUUUUAACACUAUUUUCCUCGUCGCAGAUUAUCAGCUGAUAUCUGUUAUUACGGUUCAUAGGAAUUGAUACGGCGACAGCUGUUUUUUUUUUGUCGUGGUUAGCGUCGUAAUGUUUAGGAAGGAGGUCGGAAAGGUUUUUCGUUAUAUGUAAUUUUUGCAUAGCGAUUGAAAAAAUGCAUCGACAUCUGUUAUCUAACGAUAUAUUUGCGGACACUCCCGAUGCUAGGUGUGACGGAAACCACGACUGUAAGCUGGACACAAGCGAGGAAUGUUAUGAGGACGACAUGAUCAUUGAAAAGCUUGAUGAUUCAGACGAUCAAAUUGUCGCAGAACUGGAAAUUGAGCCAAUAGUUUCUUCCCAGGCAGAGAGCGAGCAGCCUUCAAUUGAUGUUAAACGUUUGUAUGAUUUAGACACAGAUAGUGAAGACAUCAAGGAAGAACUUGACGAGGAAUCGGUGGAAUUUCCACUUCCUCUAGUUGAAAUAACUACAAAUCCACUGGACGUUCCAAACGAAGCUGUUAAUUCUUAUUGUCGCUUGUGUCUGCGUGAGAUUCCGAAUCUUUUCCCGCUUAUGUCCCGUAUUCAGAAUGUGCUCGUUCCGGAAAUGUUUAACAUCGUUACGGGGAUUAAUAUUAAUUUCGGCGACAAACUGCCUAAAAAGGUGUGCAUAAACUGUUUGAUAAGGCUCGACUAUGCGUACAAUAUAAGAAAGGAGUUCCUAGAUACGCAUCGUACGCUGAAGAGCUUUUCUCUGACUAGGAUACAGCCCCUGUUGGAGCAUUUGCAAAAUUAUCAGAAGAAAAUUCGCGUCACGACGGAAUCGUAUAGCGAGAAAAUACUUCGCCAACAUAAAGAUAUCAUUCGGAUGCGUCUAAUGAAGAAGCAGGAGUAUUUGGAGAAACAGGUGGAAAAUGAAGCGCUUGAGGAGCUUUCCAAAAAUAUGCCAGUGGAAAAGCUUAUGGCCACUGAUAAAACUCUCAAUGUUUACCCCAAAAUGCAAAGGAAUAUUCAGGAAGAUUUAGAAACAAUGGAAGACCUAGAAGAACCAAACGAACAAACGGAGGAGGAGUGUUUAGAAGAGGAAAAGAUGGUAGAGACGUUGAUAUACGCAGACGAAACUAAUUCGGAGCCAGAAUUUGACGAAGCCCCUAAGAAAGCACAGAAAACGAAUGCGAAACAGCACCUUGCACUGGGGAAACGUCAGCCAAGGCGUUUCUAUAACAUGGAAAUGAAGGAGACAAAACCCGACCCAAACAAGUGUUAUAUUUGUGACAUCGUGUUUGACGACACCGACGCACUGGAUUUACAUCUGCCGGAUCAUGUGGAUAUGAUUCCUUACAACUGUGAUCGAUGUGUGGAUAAAAGUGGGAAGGUGAAAAAGUUCACUUCUCUCAUUUUACUUCACAGGCAUUUUCGAAUGCAUGCUGGUUCGAUCAGUUGUCCGAUCGCCUCUUGCCCGAUACAAACGUUUACCCGUGUGGCGUUGUAUGGCCAUAUGUCGAAUUACCAUAGAUCAGAUUCGACGACGAAAUACACUUGCGAAAUUUGUGGUCAUCAGAUGGUGUCUAGGAAACGGUUCCAUAAACACAUGCGUUCCCAUGAAGCGAUUAGCGAUGGACGGUAUCCGUGCAAUCAUUGUGACAAAAAGUUCGCUACGAAGACCCGUUUGACGCGUCACGAACGUUCUCAUACCCAGGAAAGACCGUACAAAUGCAGGUACUGUGAAAAGACAUUUUCCAACGAAACAAAUCUUCACGUCCACGAGCGCAUCCAUACUGGUGAGAACAGAUUUCACUGUGAUAUUUGUGGCAAAGGAUAUCGGACCAGGUACUGUCUAAGUGACCAUAUCGGUACGGCGCAUGACGGCCUGAAAAAUCCAGACAAACCAGUAUCCAACAUGCAUCCAAAAUACUUCGUCGAGCCAAUCAAGUGUCAAACGGAAGGCUGUGAUUUUGUUGCCACAAAUAAGGGUCAGUACUACAAUCACAGGGCGAAACACACGCUGAAGUUUCACUGCGCGCGUUGCCCGGAACGGUUUCCAUCGAGACAACGUCUCGAGAUGCACGAGUUUGUUCACGACGGUAUCAAACGUUAUUGUUGCGACCAAUGUGGCAAAAACUUCCGUUUCACGAAAACUUUCAAUGAGCACAUGAAUGCACAUAAAAACAUUCGUCAGUACGCGUGCGAUGUGUGCGGAAAGGCUUUCGUACGCGAACGAUCGAUGAAGGAACAUCGUCUGAAACAUUCGGAUCAGCUGAAUUAUAAGUGUCGAAUAUGCAACAAAAAGUUUAGAUAUCGGACAGACAAAUCAAAACAUGAACGAACACACCAUAGAGAAGAAGACAUCGAUCGUACGACUUUUCAAUACGACAGCCAGGGUGAUACGGACCUGAUCGAGGAGGAAGUUGAGGCAGAUGACUAAGGCAGUUGAAUAUGCUUUAAUUUCCUAAAUCGAAAUUCUAUGAAAAUAAAUCAUGCUGCGUAUAGUAUAGAAUUGAUU